AUGGCUCCUACUUCAGGAUGGGCGAACUCGAACCUACUCAGCUCGCACCACUCUCAGCAGCCCACCUUCACACAUAUCGCCGAACCUGCACAUCCAGGUCCAAGGCUCAGAGUAGAAAUCAUCGAUAUGUGUCAAAAGAUUACGACCACCUACCAAUGUGGGUGCACAGCGGUGACCUGGGUCAAGACGUCAGGUUGCUCUGGCGAUGGUGAGAAGUGUGACCGGAAGAAAUCCGUCUCAUUUAAGAACGAUGAUACCUGCGACAAGCACGGCGAGAACGGCGAAAGGUCAAAGACUAAACUCCGAUAG
Molecule: messenger RNA, 309 nt
Organism: Pseudogymnoascus verrucosus
Lineage: Eukaryota; Fungi; Ascomycota; Leotiomycetes; Thelebolales; Thelebolaceae
Exons: 2
Coding region: 1-309 (102 amino acids)
Source: RefSeq, a predicted model, not a curated record